UGGUCAAAAAGUGCAGGGGAUCCUAGCUGAUUUUUGGAGUCGAAUUGACAACUAUGCAAAUUAUAGCUUCUUCAAAAGAGCCGUCAAAAGAACCCGUUCCCGCAUUAAGAACACGCUACAAGUGAAAGUACCGUUUACCUUCCUACUGAUUUUCUACAGCAUUUUUGACUUUUUAUUUCCCAAAGGGAUUGCUGUAUUUCCUUACCGUAUUUUCUCAAAGGGAAUUCGGUCGAUUUGAAUUAUGGAGAUUAUUUUUUAAUUUAUUUUUAAAAAAUCCUUCCACUUGUUCUGCCCUUAAAAUUUACUUAAUAACUAACCAAAAAUUUUUUUUAAAUUUUCCCCUCAAAAAUCCCCUUUUUAUUUUUUAAAGGUAAAUUAAUUAUCGUCAGCCAAAUGAAUCGAUUUUCAACAGCCGAUAAAUUAAACAAAAGCCGACCAGCUAUAUUAGUGCCUAGAGGAGGAGGAGGAGGAGGAAAUAAUCACCAUCCAUCUUCUACCACAAUUUUACCUUCUACAAAAAAUUUUUUGAAAAUUAAAGAAGAAAAACAAAGCUAUAGAGAACAAUUACUUUCUGUUAUUUUACAAAAUACUUCAAAUACGUAAGUUUUAUUUUUUCGAAAAAUUUAUUUAGGGGGGGGGGAGUUGACCUGUUUGGAUUUGAAUAGAUUUUAUAUACCUAAUAGAGUUCCAUUUUCAACAUUUUUAACAACCUUUUUAUUAUUUUCUUUUAAAUUCAAGUUUCAAAUUUCUUUUUUUUUCUA
Molecule: messenger RNA, 761 nt
Organism: Meloidogyne enterolobii
Lineage: Eukaryota; Metazoa; Nematoda; Chromadorea; Rhabditida; Meloidogynidae
Source: the annotation of a GenBank genome assembly